Exophiala xenobiotica is the source of this 1430-nucleotide messenger RNA. RefSeq lists its product as hypothetical. Lineage: Eukaryota; Fungi; Ascomycota; Eurotiomycetes; Chaetothyriales; Herpotrichiellaceae. The transcript has 4 exons. The record is from RefSeq and is a predicted model, not a curated record. The coding region runs from base 298 to 1305 and encodes 335 amino acids. Gene Ontology annotation, molecular function: O-methyltransferase activity.
UUGACAACGUGGCAUGUGAGAAGUCUACGAGGAGUCGUAAGCGCAGGAGCUAUGGGACUCUGAGUUCUUCCUGCGACAGGGUCUCCUGUUCCUGAAAUCUUCGACACCAAUCAGCUUCGACUUUCAGUCUCAGCAAGAGCUCGGUCAGGAUGGACAACCCAGGUGCGAUACUUGCUUCUACGGUGACUUCAACAGCUGCGUUGGGAUUCGUCCCGGUGGCGAUCUACUUCAACCUCUUCCAAGUGCUGAAUAAGAUAGGACCUGUUGCCACCGCCUCAGCUCUUACCCACGCCUCGAAUGAAGAGAGGUCCGAAGAGGAGAAAACAAGGACGCCGUUAUGUAAGGAACGUGAUAUGCACAAACUGGGGUCAUACUAAUGGUUCCGAAGGUCUUCGAUUAACAGAGGAUACAAUGUUGGCUAUGGGCGGACUGGGUCUGGUUGACGUUGUGGACGACACAACAUUUCGUGUCAAUGCCAUCACGAGGCACAUGAUCGAAGUGCCGUCGUCGAUACAUGGCAUGCUGCACUUCACAACUGAACCGCUUUGGGCUGCUGCUUUCCUGAUGCGAAAGCUUCAGGACACCAAGUUCGAAUAUCCAUUCCAAGAAAACAAGACGCCUACUCAGUAUGGCUAUAAGCUCAUUGGCGAAGACCGUUUCGCUACUGAACAUACUUACUCCAUCAUGCAAAGCCAAGGUCGAAUGCCCAGUUUCAACCUCUUCAUGGAAGGUAAAUUCGGAAGCUUUGGUACGAUGCCAGAGCGACUCAAGAGGUUUGGUUACGAUCUAGAGCAUGUUCUGCGGAGCAAAGAGAGUGAUAUAGCCGUGGUGGACGUUGGUGGUGGGCGAGGUGAAAUGCUGCUCGAGGUGAAGAGAGCGUUUCCCCAUCUCAAAAAGGAGAAUUUGGUCCUGCAAGACUAUCAUCCCGACCAAAUCAACGCAGAAGAAGUGACCAUCACUCAUUGGGACUUCAAGGAUGAUUCUCCCGAAGGGAUACGGGGAGCCACCGUGUACAGCUUGACGCAUAUCUACCACAAUCUUUCCGAUCUGGAGGCUUUGAGGUUGAUGAAGAAGAUUUCGGAUGCCAUGGCUCCCUACUCUAGAAUGCUGAUACACGAAUUCUCGAAGAACGCGACUUACGGCAAAAUGCAUGCAACUAUGAUCGAGUUGUACGCCGGAAGACUGCGAAGCAGUCGGGAGUGGAAGCAGAUGGCGGACAUGGUAGGCCUCGAGGUCACAUUCGAAGCAUAUGCUGUUGCUGGAGAAGGACUGGUCGAAAUGAGAAAGCUCAACCGUUCGCAAUAGCGGCGAGUAUGAAGUAUACAGUAGGACGAAUACAGAGUAAUUUGUGGCAUGGAAGAUGAGCACACGGGAAGUUCCCUGCAAGUCUCCAGCGCUACUAAUGUAUUAGAGCUGCGACGCGAGACAAG